AACUUACAUUCCUUCUAUCUCCUGUUGCCGAACUAAUUCCUCUGAAACCCCGUUUGAUCCAAUUCGUUACUCAUGCGUACCCUCACUCUCUUGGCCACCUUACUGGCCGUUCUGGCCGGCCUGUACAAUUACUUCAACGCGCGUCUCGAGCAGUUUUACAUCUUUGAACCCGGCCAGUUGCAUGACCUCUCUCAGCGUGCAAUUGCUGCACAUGGAAACGAUACUCGCGCCGUUGUAAAUUACAUUGUCUCGGAGCUAGAUGAGAAGGUCCCCGGAAACCACCUGAACAAGGACGAGGAAUGGGUGUUCAACAACGCCGGUGGUGCCAUGGGUGCCAUGUAUAUUAUUCAUGCUAGUAUCACGGAGUACUUGAUUAUUUUUGGAACCGCAAUCGGCACCGAAGGUCACACUGGCCGUCACACUGCGGAUGAUUACUUCAAUAUCCUUCAGGGUACCCAGCUUGCCUAUGUCCCUGGAUCCUACGAGCCUGAGGUCUACCCUCAGGGCAGCGUGCACCACCUCAAACGUGGCGAGGUGAAGCAAUACAAGAUGGAUGAGUCCUGCUUCGCGUUGGAAUAUGCCCGUGGCUGGAUCCCUCCCAUGCUCUUCUUCGGAUAUGCCGAUACUUUCUCCAGCACUCUGGAUUUCCCUACCCUGUGGGCUACUUCUAGAAUCACGGGCCGGGAGAUGAUCGCCAACUUGUUCAAGGGGAAGCUGUAAAAGUCCUCUUCAGGUUUCUUGUACUCUCUUACAACAACCUUAAUAUCUAGAUGUGAUUGGGUCAUGAUUAUGUAUAUUAUAGGUAUAGCGAUACCAAGAUUUUUAAUUAGAAUCCAACCGUGAUUACAUUUUUCCGUGCAAUGGAACCUUUCUUGUUCUGCUUAUUUUUGUU
Messenger RNA from Aspergillus pseudotamarii, 892 nucleotides. RefSeq names its product C-8 sterol isomerase ERG2 (gene erg2). The record is from RefSeq and is a predicted model, not a curated record. Bases 73 to 720 code for a protein of 215 amino acids. Gene Ontology annotation, cellular component: endoplasmic reticulum. Gene Ontology annotation, biological process: ergosterol biosynthetic process. Lineage: Eukaryota; Fungi; Ascomycota; Eurotiomycetes; Eurotiales; Aspergillaceae. The transcript is spliced from 3 exons.